Jaculus jaculus (lesser Egyptian jerboa) is the source of this 3499-nucleotide messenger RNA. It is a transcript of the gene Slc67a2, whose product is annotated as major facilitator superfamily domain containing 9. The transcript has 6 exons. Gene Ontology annotation, biological process: transmembrane transport. Gene Ontology annotation, molecular function: transmembrane transporter activity. Lineage: Eukaryota; Metazoa; Chordata; Mammalia; Rodentia; Dipodidae. The record is from RefSeq and is a predicted model, not a curated record. The coding region runs from base 119 to 1363 and encodes 414 amino acids.
CGAGCCGCGGCGGGAGCAGACGACCAGGGCGGCGGCGGCGGGUUCGGGUGACGUCGGAACCCGCCGCUUCCUGCUCUGUCUCUACCUAGUGGGCUUCUUGGAUUUGUUUGGUGUCAGCAUGGUUGUUCCUUUAUUGAACCUUCACGUCAAGUCACUUGGAGCAAGUCCCAUAGUUGCUGGAAUUGUAGGCUCUUCUUAUGGCAUUUUGCAACUGUUUUCUAGUACAUUUGUGGGUUGCUGGAGCGAUGUGGUUGGAAGACAGUCCUCCUUGCUGUUGUGUAUUCUGCUCAGUUCUCUGGGCUAUCUGCUCCUUGGAGCAUCCACCAAUAUAUUCCUGUUUGCCCUGGCUAGAGUCCCUGUGGGUAUUUUUAAACACACCCUCUCCAUCUCCAGAGCCCUGCUUUCUGACCUAGUUGAAGAGAAACAGCGGCCACUUGUACUGGGGCAUUUCAAUACCGCCUCUGGCAUAGGCUUCAUCUUGGGCCCUGUGGUUGGCGGGUAUCUUACUGAACUGGAUGGUGGAUUCUACCUGACAGCCUUCGUAUGCUGCUCUGUCUUUCUUCUCAAUGCUGGGCUUGUUUGGCUGUUUCCUUGGAGUGAAACAAAACUCCACAACACAGAGAAUGGCUGGAGAUUGGGUAAGAAGCAUACACUGUUGGGAAAGUCACACUGCGCUCUGCCAGGAGCAUCCGCCACCCCUGAGGCCAAGAAGAGGAAGGAGACAUUGCAGAAGCCCUGGGUUGAAGUUGUCUCAGCCUUGCAGGACAUGAAGAGCCUGAUAUUUUCUGAAAUGUGGGACAUAUUUCUUGUGCGCUUACUGAUGGCCAUAGCUGUCAUGCUAUACUACAGUAACUUUGUCUUGGCCCUGGAGGAGCGCUUUGGAGUGAGGCCCAGGACCACGGGGUACCUCAUCAGUUACAGCAGUGCCCUGGGUGCCCUGGCUGGCUUCACCAUGGGGCCUAUCUUGCGGCUAUACAAACAUGACUCCCACAUGGUCCUGCUUCACUCCAGCGUGCUCACCUGCACUCUGCUCUUGCUAUACUCCAUGGCUCACAACAUGGCCAUGGUGGUCUUCUCCUCCACGCUCCUAUCCUUCUCUACCACAGUUGGCAGGACCUGCAUCACUGACCUCCAGCUGAGCAUGGGCGGGCCCCAGGCCAGUGGCACUGUCAUUGGAGUGGGGCAGUCUGUAACUGCCGUUGGCCGCAUCAUCGCCCCUCUUCUCUCAGGAGUGGCCCAGGCGGUCAGCCCCUGUGGUCCCCCAAGCCUGGGUGCUGCCUUAGCCCUGGUAGCUAUUUUCAUGAUGUCACUAAACAAGCCUCAUUCCAGCAGGGACAGGAGUGGUAAUCUAAAGAAUGAAUAAGAUGGACUGGGACCUCGUGAAGGUGCAACAUUGGAGAAGUGCAAUUCAGAUAAAGCCUGUGGUAAGAAAGGCUGGAUGAUAUAAGGGAACUUAGGUCUAGGUAGCUGUGCUUCGCCCUCAGCUAAACAGGUGUGCCUACAAAGCAGUCCGAAUCAGAGCAGAACUUAGGAAAGUUCAGAUUGGAGUGCAGCUCUGUUCAAAGCUUAUCUGAAAGCCUCCUUUUCUUGUCUGGCUAAUUAAGUUAAUUAUCACUUCCUCAGGGUGAGGGAGCAGUUGCCAACUCAAGAUGGACAUCCUGGUGGAAUGACAGAACAUGGGAUGUGGAAGGAGAGGAGAAACAACAAGCAUUUCCCUACUGAGAAAUAGGCUAUGUGUUAACUACAGUUUGGUCGUGGAUCUGGAACUGAAGCUGAGAAGGGGCUUUUCCGCUGUGGGAAUCCUGGAGCUCCAGAAGCUGCUUCAUUGAAACAGUCUGUCGCUGCUCUGCAGCUGGCUAAGCAUCAGCUGCUGCGUUUACCCUGGGCUGAUUCAGACUCAGUGAGAGAAAACAUACAGGCACUGGAGGAUUGCAGUGAGACUAUGAGUUUUGAUUAAGAUAAAAACCAGGGACCUGGCUGUUUGUACUAAGUGCUAAGUAAAUUUGACUGUUAAAGUCAUGCUUGUUACUACAGUGUGGCACCCUCUCCACAGUGCUCAGGACAGACUCUAGAACAGGCUCUUGGGCUGCUGCCUGUCUUUGGGACUGACUGCUAGAGUUUGGCAGGAGAAGUAGCCACAGCUGGAAGCUGGCAUCGCACCGAUCAUGUUCCUGCUGUUAGAUCCUGUUGCCAAAGUCAAAGCACAGAACUUCAUUUAUGAUUAAAAAAUAUGCAAACGAAGGGCUGGGAGCAUGCCAUAUCACUACAUAUAUAUGUGUGUGUGUGUAUAUAUAUAUGCAGAGAAAGGGCCUGGGGCAUGCUGUAUAAAGAGGAACUUGUCCCAAUAGGAUAUUUUAAAAAUUAUUUUGUUUUACUUCAUUUUAAUUUGGUGCCUGAGAAGAACCCAAGUAACUUGUAGGGUGAUAUUUUUGUGGUCCCUUUCCUAAGCCUUUAAACCAGCCUCUCCAUCAGCUCCCAAGGGACCAGAGUGAGGGCUAUACACACUCACAGGAGGUCUGGGCCAAUUACACUGACCAUUGGGACCACAUUGAUUACUCAUAUACAUUACUGGGGUCCCUCUUCCUCACAAACUGCCAAUGUUCACAUUCCUUUUUUUUUUUUUUUUUGCCUAAGUCUACUAGACUAUUAUGCCUGGUCUCUUCCUAGCUUACACAGAAUUGUAAAAGAUACUUUAAUACAUUAACAUGCCAUAACUAAUAUUUAUUAUUCAUGAAUCAGAAACUUGCUAUAGUUUUAGAAGUUGUAUAGGGGAUAAAGCCAAAUAUUUAUGACAAUUGAAAGUAUGUUUUGGUUCAAAGAUCAAACAUUUUCAUCUCUUGGCUAUAAGAAAAAUAAUUCUCUUUUUUAUUAGCUGUUAUAAUUGUGAACUUUUGCCCAAGAAGUAAAACCUUUUGAACAGACCAAACAUUACAUGAAGCAGCCUUGCCUUGAACAGCACUGUUAAGUGUCUGGAGAUUAGGUCCAGAAGGGCCGUGAAUCAUCAAGGGUUGAUACAAUGAAGUAAAAUUUCAGACAUGUUUCUCCAAAGACUGUCUUUUCCUAACUCUCAAAAAUAGUUGAUUUUUCUUCAAUGCUCUUACAAAUGCCAUGUUUGCAUUUUUAAAAUCAUAGCACUUUAUUUUUGUAGUUAAAUUAACCUAAAAUUAAAUUAAAUGCAUCAAAAAUAUUGAAAACCAAAAUUGAUCAGUAUAUAGAGUAUUUUUUAAUUUAUUUUGUACUACUGAUUUUAGUAGUUUUUGUUGCUGUGAAGGGUAAACUGAGUGUCUUGUUCAAAGUAUGUCACAGGGAACUGAGCCUUCAGCAUCACAUGGGGUCUUGUUAGAACUGCAUAUACUUCAGCCAAGGAACAGACCUGCUAGGGACCAUUUUAAGGAACUUUCUAGCUUAUCCAUUAGCUUUGAGAGUCAUUGGUUUAAUGGAUGGUUUGUGGAUUGUGGAAUAUAAUCUCAGGGAAUUAAAUCUGCUCCAUUAACAUUUA